Messenger RNA from Galeopterus variegatus (Sunda flying lemur), 879 nucleotides. RefSeq names its product branched chain keto acid dehydrogenase E1, beta polypeptide (gene BCKDHB). Gene Ontology annotation, biological process: branched-chain amino acid catabolic process; response to nutrient. The transcript is spliced from 7 exons. The coding region runs from base 1 to 879 and encodes 292 amino acids. The record is from RefSeq and is a predicted model, not a curated record. Lineage: Eukaryota; Metazoa; Chordata; Mammalia; Dermoptera; Cynocephalidae.
AUGGCGGCUGUCUCUGCGACUGCGGGCCGGCUGUUGAGGCUCUGUGCGGCCGCAGUUGAGGGGCCCUGGGGUCGGCUGCGUGGCUCGGGGCUGGCUCGGGGUUUUCUGCAACCCAAACCGGAUGGCGAGGAUGUGGCCCCGAGGCGACAGGUGGCUCACUUCACUUUCCAGCCCGACCCGGAGCCCCGGGAGUACGGGCAGACUCAGAAAAUGAAUCUUUUUCAGUCAGUAACAAGUGCCUUGGAUAACUCAUUGGCCAAAGAUCCUACUGCAGUAAUAUUUGGUGAAGAUGUUGCCUUUGGUGGAGUCUUUAGAUGCACUGUUGGCUUGCGAGACAAAUAUGGAAAAGAUAGAGUUUUUAAUACCCCAUUAUGUGAACAAGGAAUUGUUGGAUUUGGAAUUGGAAUUGCAGUCACUGGUGCUACUGCCAUUGCAGAAAUUCAGUUUGCAGAUUAUAUUUUCCCUGCUUUUGAUCAGAUUGUUAAUGAGGCUGCCAAGUAUCGCUAUCGCUCUGGGGAUCUUUUUAACUGUGGAAGCCUCACUAUCCGGUCCCCUUGGGGCUGUGUUGGCCAUGGGGCUCUCUAUCAUUCUCAGAGUCCCGAAGCUUUUUUUGCCCAUUGCCCAGGAAUCAAGGUGGUUGUACCCAGAAGCCCUUUCCAGGCCAAAGGACUUCUUUUGUCAUGCAUAGAGGAUAAAAAUCCUUGUAUAUUUUUUGAACCUAAAAUACUUUACAGGGCAGCAGGUAAAGGUUUCCUUUAUUUUAUAUUUCAGCAGCAGCAGCUUUCAGGUCCAGCAGCUUACGGGCCUGGUGGUGUUGGUGGCCUCUUGGAAGGUCCCGGGGAUACUAGCAGCAGCAGCAACAGCCUCCAGCAGCAGUAG